Microthlaspi erraticum is the source of this 1701-nucleotide messenger RNA. The record is from the annotation of a GenBank genome assembly. Lineage: Eukaryota; Viridiplantae; Streptophyta; Magnoliopsida; Brassicales; Brassicaceae.
AUGAGCUUUCCGAUGAUCAAGGAGAAGAAACAAAUUGGUCCUGUUGACCUCAUGCUUCGGGUCAGCUGCUUCGAGAGGAAGGUUGGUGCUCCAAAUCAAACCCAUCGUCAGUUUCUCCUGGUCUACUACAAGUCUCUCUGCCUUUUGGAGAGUCAUUUUCCAGAUUUCUGUAAGACUUCCUUCAACAUCCACAUGGAAAAAGCUGUUGUCUUGUACAAUAUUGGAGCUAUAAGCCAUGCCAUGGGGCUUAGCGUCGAUGACAACACCAUUGAUGGUCGUAGGGAGGCAUCCAUGGAGUUUUUGGCCGCAGCAACUGCUUUCUCAUAUCUGAGGAAAAACGAGUCCCUGAAAGUCUUGGUGGAGGAAUGCACAGUUGCUGGUAUGUUGGAGGUGUUCAUGCUUGCUCAGGCCCAAGAGUGCAUCUCUCUCAACUUUCUGGAGAAGGCAGCUACAAGCAUCGAUGCUGUUAAAGCAAAACUUUGCUCCCAGGUGUCUUUGUACUAUGCUGAGGUUCUCGAGGCACUCAAUGCUGCUCCUCUCAGUGACUCCUUUGAGAAAAGCUGGAGUUCAUAUGCAGAGCUCAAGGCAGCGAUUUUCCAUGCUGAAGCUUGCCUUUGGCAUGAGGUGGAAGACACUAAUUUCAGACCAGCAAGGCUUAGUGAGGCAAUGAGUCGUUUAACAAGGGCUGUGAAAUCUGCAGACAAGGAACAUCCUAUUCUCCAAGAAGAAGCUAGCAGUUUAAUUGAAAGAGUUACUGGCUUUCUAGCAAGUUAUGAUGAUAGGUUCAAGAAGAACUUGUGUGAGAGAAAGCUGCCUGAGAUUCCGUCUUUCUCUGUUAUUGAGCUAUUGAGAGAGCUAUUGGAAGCCAGCAGCGAGAAGAUGUUUGGCAAAGAGUUUCCAGACAAGCAUGCUAUGAGUUUUGCGAGGUACACUGAGAUGGUGGAUGAUGAAAUCAGGAGAUGUGCUAGUGGUGAAGAGGAAGAUUUGGGAAAACAGCUUGAGCUGCUUAAAAAAUUGGAGGGGCUUAACGAGGAUGAGGCUUUUGGUGGAGAUCACAAGGCAAAGAAGCUCAGGAAAACUGAUACUGAGGCACAGAGAAAAUCCAUCAUCGCCACAGCGUUUGCAGCAGAAAAUCCCACUCCAUCAGCAGCAUCUGUCACAGCAUUAGGUGGUGGUUUCGCUGAAAAGCUGUCACAGAUCGAAAAUGUUAUAUCUGCUCAAAUGGAUGUAGACAAGAAUGAUGGCGCUUGGUUUGUGAAGCAAGUGGAGAAGGUGAAGGAGGAAUUCAGAAAGGCUAUGGAGGGGAAAGAGAAUUCCUGCGAAGAUGUAUUGGAUCAACUGAUUGCUCAAAUGAUUACUUUGAAGACAGAACAAGAGAUGAAGGUUGGUGCUUCUUUCAAGGUUUUCUAUGAGGCAAUGGCGGACUUUGAGUCCAAGAUCAGUGGUAGUGAUCUGAGCAGCCUCUUGUCGUUGGUAACUGAAGCAGGCCUGAAAGAAAUUCACCGUGCGAUCUCCUCCCUUGCUGCACUGAAGAGAGAAAGAAAAUGCUACAGUCAAAAUUCUGUCAAGGAUAUGACCCUCAAGGCUCUACUUGAUGAGCUGGUGUUGGCCUUUCAUGCCGAGGAUUUCUACAGCUGUCAAGUCAUCCUCCAGCGAGUGAAGGAAAUGGCUGUAAUGGCCAAGUUAUCACAAUUGGCUUGA